CGUUAUGUUAUUAUUAUUCCAGGAAAAGGACACGGGAAAGCCCUGAACUGCGUCAACUGCGUUUCUAUUAUACAUUUGGAUGUUGGCUGAUGUUUAACAUGUCCACAAGCCACUGCUGAAUGACAUAUGGCUUUGUUCCUGGAUGGGACCUUAUUGAGCAGAAACAUGGACACAUCAAAUUUUGCCCACGUCAUCUUCCAGAAUGUGGGGAAGAGUUACCUGCCCCAUGCUGCGCUCGAUUGUCACUAUACCCUGACGCAGUUCAUCAAACCACAUCCAAAGGACUGGGUUGGCAUAUUUAAGGUUGGUUGGAGCACAGCGAGGGAUUAUUACACAUUCUUGUGGUCGCCUCUCCCCGAGAACUACGUGGAAGGCACAGCAGUCAACAGAACCGUGAUCUUUCAGGGUUACUAUGUCCCCAAUGACGAUGGGGAGUUCUACCAGUUUUGCUACGUGACCCACAAAGGGGAGAUCCGGGGGGCUAGCACGCCUUUCCAGUUUCGCGCAAACAGCCCUUCCGAGGAUGAGCUGUUGACUGUCGAAGACGAAUGCAAUUCCGACAUCCUGGUCGUCACCACCAAGGCCGGCUUGCUUGAGCAAAAAGUGGAAGAAGCUCAGAGAGAGAAAGAGGAGCUGCUGAAAAGCAUGGCCCUCAUCCAGCAGGAGAAGGAGCAGCUUGACGCAGAGAAGGACAGCCUGCAGAAGGAGUUUGAGCAAGAAAAGGAGACCUGUGCCCAGCUGAGAAGAGAGAUCCAAGAGGUGCUGCACUCGUCUCAGGCCCUUCAGGAGGAGAAGGAGGAGGUCAAGAGGCGGCUGGAGGAGGCCACGGCCAGGAUCGUACAGCUGGAAGAGGACCUGAUCGGAGUCACACAGAAGGGACUUCAAAAGGAAACCGAGCUGGACAGUCUUAAAGAUCGACUGAAGAAAGUCGCUCUAGAGAAAGAGGCUCUUGAAUCUCACGUAAAGAAUGAGAGAGAUGAGAAGGAACUCUACAAGAUUCACCUGAAAAACCGGGAGCUGGAAAACACUAAGCUGAGCGCGGAGCUGCAGAUGCUAAAGUCCGUGGAUGUAAACAAGGAAAACACCAUUGCCCAGUUCAAAGAGGAGGUGGGACGUCUGCAGGCAUGUCUCACAGAGAAGGAAAAACAGUACAAAGAAAUCCUGGCCAAAGUUUCUCCUUUGGGUGACAUGAAGGCCCUGAAGGAGCAGCUGCGGCAGAAAGAGGAUCAGCUCCAGGCCAACCAGCAGCAGUCCUCCCUGCUGGCCGCCGAACUGAGGGAUGCCUCGGGCGCCCGAGAUCGCACCAUGUCUGAGCUCUACCACAUGAAGCUCGAGGCAGACGCCCUGCGCCAGGCCAAGGCCGAAGCUCAGGCCCAAUGUGUCCACCUGGAACUCGUAGUCGAACAGAUGAAGGCAGACGCCAAAAAGGAGGCGGCCAAAUCGGAGGAGGAAGCGAGCACAGACCCGGCUGUUGUAGCAGAGCUGCAGAGAGAGGUGGAGGACCUGAAGCUGCGGCUGCUCAUGGCGGCAGAGCACUACAAGGAGAAGUACAAGGAAUGCCAGCGACUGCAAAAACAAGUCCUCAAACUGUCUGAACAGCAGGGGGAAGUGAAGAAAAGCACAGCACAAGAGGCCGCCGCAAUCCCUGCAUCAGGGAGUCCAGACACAUCGGUGCCGGGCAGCCCAGGUUCUGCUGACCCCAUGUUAGAGGCCAUCAUCCAAGAGAAGCUCAAAGGCAUCAGCAGAGAAGCUUCAGACAGAAACGACAAAUACAGGAAAUGCAAGCAGAUGCUGAUGGAGGAAAAGGAGCGCAGCAGCUUGUUUGCAGACGAGCUGGCCAAGACGGAGCUGAAAUUAAAGGAGCAGCUGAAGACCAACGAGAGUCUAAAGUUGCAGCUGGCUGCCGCAGAGGACCGCUAUAAGAGUCAAGUAGCCGAGAAGGGUCGGGAGCUGAAGGAGCUGAGGGACACGUUUGCACUCGUUGUGAAGGAGAAGGAAAAACUGGAGGGGGAGCUCCAGAAGAGCAGCAGCAAGAAGGGCGAUCAAGGGGCCAGUGAGAAAACCAGUUUGGAGAACGUCCAGACCAGUGUGCCUUUAAUUCUGCAGUACCCCGUCCCUUACGCCCAGGACACCCCGACCCCACUGCUGGUCUCUCAGAGUCCAAGCAAGCUACACUUUGGGAACCCGUAUUCCAUCUCAGACUCAAAAGAUGAGACAGAGGAGGAGUUCUCAGAUGAUCAGCCUCUGAAGCUGCCCCCCGUAGGCCCACCCUCCUGGGACAGCAAUGUGGUCUGCAUCCAGCCCUCCCGCAACCUCAGCCGGCCGGAAGGACACGAAGAGGCAGAGGAAAACAACAAUGUUAACACCAACGCAGAGCCGCUAGGAACAGAAACGCGCAGCUCAUUUGUGAAUGACGGACAAACCCCCUUCUGCUUUGACUCCAGCAUGGACAUGAAACGCUGUCCGCUCUGCGAGGUCAUCUUCCCGCCCAACUACGACCAGAGCAAGUUCGAGGAACACGUGGAGAGCCACUGGAAGAUCUGCCCCAUGUGCAGCGAGCAGUUCCCCCUGGACUGCGACCAGAAGGUGUUCGAGAACCACGUGCUCACUCACUUCGACGGGCACCCGCUCAACUUCGAAUGAAGGAAACCGAAAACCAACGGAGUCUGCAGACCUUCUGCCAUCCACUGAAAAAGAAUCACUUUAAGCUCUCUUGUGCAUGUAGUGGUGUUCGGCUCCUCUCUGUAGAGCUAUCCUAACUUUUUGCUUUAACUUGGAGAUCCACUCGGAGGUGACGUUUGGGGGAAAAAAAAGAAAAGAAAAAAAAAACAACGUUAUUAUUUAGCGUGUGUCACAGGGCUUUUAAAUCAGUUGCGAAUUAAUAUUUUUCUUUUGAAUUACAGUUUUAAAUGUUUCCCUUCUUUUAGGAUUUGGAAA
Molecule: messenger RNA, 2937 nt
Organism: Poecilia reticulata (guppy)
Lineage: Eukaryota; Metazoa; Chordata; Actinopteri; Cyprinodontiformes; Poeciliidae
Gene: tax1bp1b
Product: Tax1 (human T-cell leukemia virus type I) binding protein 1b
Source: RefSeq, a predicted model, not a curated record